Oryzias melastigma (Indian medaka) is the source of this 4626-nucleotide messenger RNA. RefSeq lists its product as uncharacterized. Lineage: Eukaryota; Metazoa; Chordata; Actinopteri; Beloniformes; Adrianichthyidae. Gene Ontology annotation, molecular function: nucleic acid binding. The record is from RefSeq and is a predicted model, not a curated record. Gene Ontology annotation, biological process: DNA integration.
UGAUCAACUUAUGACUGAUCAACAGCAAGCUGAUAUUGAUCGGACUGAAGACGAAUGUGAUCAGAGACUUGAUCAGGUCAAGAGCGUAAUUCAAACUGUGCUAUGGAAUGACUUCGGGAGUCUGGAACUAUGUAAGGCACUUGAAGUUGCGGAAGCAGAGUGCAACCGCAUAUCCUCCCUUCCACCCGAUGCUGGUGUAGAGUCCUAUGGUUUUAUGCUCGAGUAUCUGGAGGGUCUCAUUAAGAGGGCAAAACUAGCUGACUUGCAGUGGAAUAGGUGGGCCCCAGAGACUGAGCAGAAAGAUCUGAGACACCGUAUCAGAGAACUCGAACUGUCAUUUCCAAGACUAAUGUCAAGUAAAGCCAAACUGAUCCAGACUAAAGUAGAGCAAGAGAGGUACUCUGUUGCGUCCCUAGCUCCCCAGCAAGCCUCCCCUCAACCCACCAUAAAACUAAAACCAACAUCGUUGCCAAAGUUUGAUGGUAACAAGAGGAAUUUUUACCGGUGGAGAAAAGACUGGGAGGCUUUGCAGAACCAAGGGGAUCCAACAGGCUCUACUGAGGUUAAAAAGUUUCAACUUCUGGACAGUCUCGAACCAAAAGUUUCCAAAAGGCUUGGGCUGUCCAGUUACGCAACUGCUGAGGAGAUAUUUGGUAUAUUAGGAAACCGAUAUGGCAACAAAGCAUCGAUCGCACUUGAGGUGGACGAGGAAUUACAAGCACUGCCGAGUAUAAAAGGGAACCAGCCUAAAAAGAUAAUUGAGCUUAUUCAACAUAUCCAAAAAGCCAUACACGAUCUGGAGGACCUGGGUGACACAACUGCCCUUAAAAAUCCUCUCAUUACCAGAUCACUUGAAAGCAAGCUGCCUUAUGAUUUGAGGAAGGAGUGGCUAAUCCAUGUGGCAGAGCUCGAAGCAACCGGUCCAAUAAACCGGUUUGAGACAUUGCUUGUAUUUUUACAGACCCAAGAAAAAAUAUACGAGCAACUGGAUCAACUUGGUGAUGAAGAACCCAAAGACACACGUAGGAAGGAAACAAAACCAGUGUCCAGACAGGCCAAUACAAAAGCUACAUCAUGUUUGGGCAAAUCAGAGUGUAAUCUUUGUGGUAAAAGCGGUCACACCAGACGGCUUUAUCGCUGCAAUAAGUUCAAGGCUUUGAAGCCAUCUGAAAGAAGAGAUGCAGCCAAGCGCCUUGGUUCUUGCUGGAGGUGCCUAGAGACGCAUAACAGUAGUGAAGGAUGCAAGAGUACUUUUCUGUGCAAACGGCAAGAGUGUGUGGAGGGUAGAUACCCAGCCCAUCAUUUCUACCUCUGCCUAGUGGAAAAUGACAAAGGGUCCACUCCAGGGAAGACUCAGUCGCGUCCUAAACCAAGCAAGGAACGAUUAAAAGCUCAGGAGGAGUUUCUGAGGAGGCUGUCUCCUGACUUGGCCCAAGAAUGUCGAAAUGCGUUUUGCAACGCUUCAGCAAGUUCUUUUAGUUCAACGCUUGCUGAACAUGGGUUGUUGUCCAAGGCUGGCAUUGAGGAGUUCCCCGUCAUAAUGAUGACCUUGGUGGUCACAGCAGAUACCGGUCAAAGGAUUGGGACUCUAAUUGAUUUGGCCUCUGACACAAAUUACAUAACUCGUGAAGCAGCGGAUGAGUUGAACCUGAGAAGUGAGGAUGUAACCCUUCUCGUCAAUGGAGUUGGAGGCAUGCAAAUAAAAGUCGAAACAAAGAGAUAUCUGCUGAAAAUAAAAGUAAAAACUCAUAGAGGCGUCACAAGAUCCCAUCAGUUGGUAUGCUAUGGUCUUGACAAAAUCGCAGAUGUCCAUCAUCACAUCUCACCCAAAACACUGCAACUCAUAUUUCCAGAUGUAUCGCGACGUGAGCUUGUAAGACCAAGAAAGAUCCAGCUACUCAUAAGUCACAAGGAGGGAAGACUGAUACCUCAGAAAAUACGCACCAUGGGGGAUCUUGUAUUAUGGGAUGGUCCCCUUGGCAAAACUGUAGGUGGUACACACCCUGCUCUCAAAGAAGACAUGGCUGUACAUGCACAUACAUCAAAGACGCACUUUGCACGAUCCAUGAGGACAGCAGCUGAAAGAUACAUAGAGCAUCGCAGUAAAAAUUCAUUAGGCUCCCCCGUGUCGUGUGCCAUGACCACUACAGCUUGCCACGAUUUCAUGGAGUGGUGGAAGUGGGAGAGUAUCGGUGCGGCAUGUGGAGGCUGCCGCUGCGGUAAUUGCCAACCAGGAGGAAAGAAGAUGUCCUUGUCUGACGAGAAAGAACUGGAACUUGUAAGAAAUGGCUUGACGUAUGUUGCCAGUGAUCAUCAUAGCAAGGAACCACAUUGGCAUGCCAGUUACCCCUGGGUGGAUGACCCUGCUACAUUGCCAAACAACAAGCGAGCUGUGGAAGCCACCUUUCUGAAGACGGAGAGGCAAUUGACGAAGACACCUGAGUUCCAAGAGUGGCCAGUGAAAUCUGCCAAAGAUAUUGCCUCAGAAGCCCGGGAAAACACCAUCCGGAUCCAAAAGAAGGCGUUUGUGGCUGUGACUACAAGAGCUGAAAAGAAGAAGUCACUGGAUCCUAGUCCUAACAAAACCCCAGUCGAACAUCACAGACCACCCUGCGAGCUCGCAGUUAAAAACUUGAUCGACGUUAAACGCUUUAGCAAUUUAAGACGACUGCUAAUGAUAGUUGCAUUGGUUUGGCGGGCAUCCAAGAAAUUUCUGCGGACCAAAGCCACAGGAAGAGCAAAGUGGGAGGCAGUCCCUCCUAGUGGACCCAUCUCUGCGAUCGAAAGACAAGAUGGUUUCCGGGACCUUUGCCUGGCUGCCCAAGAUGGAGUUAGUUUCAGCAGUACGACAACUGACCGUCUUGUUGUGUUUGCGGAUCAGGAGAGUGGGCUGCUAUUAUGCGGUGGUCGUAUUCAACAUUUUAGAGACGACGGCGCUGCCGUACCCUUGCUACCUCAUCACGCUUGGAUUGGAACACUGCUUGCACGACAGGCUCACAAGAAAGCUCAUGAGGGUGUCGCAGGUACUCUUUUACAGAUGCGGCAAAGAGCAUGGGUCGUUCAAGGGCGGAGACUAGCCAAGAAAGUAGUCAAUGAGUGUCUUUUUUGUAGGAAAAUGAGAGCCAAGACCUGCCAGCAGGUGAUGGGGGACCUGCCAACUGUAAGAACAACACCUGCAGCUCCAUUCCAGUUCACCAGUAUUGACCUCUUUGGUCCUUACCUUGAUAGGGACGAUGUAAGAAGAAGAGUUAAGAUAAAGGUGUGGGGGGUCCUUUUCUGUUGUAUGGUCAGUCGCGCCAUCCAUAUCGAACUGGCAAGUAGCCUAUCUACAGAGAGUUUCCUGCUGGCAUACCAACGGUUUACAGCUUUCCGGGGUCAUCCAGAAAAAGUGUGGUCUGAUCAAGGGACUAAUUUUGUUGGCGCAAAACCAGUACUGGAAGAACUAUACUCCUUUCUACAAGGUCAGAACCAUAAAGAGCUGGCAGAAUAUGCUAACGAACAUGGCACUUGCUGGGCAUGGCAGAUGGUUCCUGCUGAUUCGCCUCAUCGGAACGGCGCUGCUGAGGCGGGAGUGAAGAUAGCAAAGAGGGCCUUACAGAAGCUGGGGCAAUCUGCAGUACUUACCUUUCAAGAGUUCCUUACAGUGCUCCAGCUGGCAGCGAACCUUGCUAAUGAGCGGCCCAUCGAUGCGAGACUCCAGAGUAGAGAAGAUCGUAUCGAAUAUGUUUCGCCGAAUUCACUACUCCUCGGAAGAGCAUCUCAAAAUGGGGAUUUCGCAUGCUUUUCCUUUGCCAGGUAUCCUUACAGGCGCUUACAAGAGAUCCAGGUCCAGGUCGACGGUUUCUGGAAGGCGUGGUCCCAGCUAGCUGGGCCCAACCUAUUCAUCAGGAGCAAGUGGCACACGGCGGAGAGGAACGUUUCGGUUGGAGACAUCGUCUGGAUCUGUGACCAGAACGCCCUGCGAGGACAAUUCCGGCUUGGAAAGGUCGUGGACGUGUUUCCUGAUGCCAAGGGAAAGGUGAGAGACGUCAACGUGUCCGUCACAUCAGGAUCUUGCGGACAAAUAUACUGCCCAUCAUCGACCUCUCCCCGGACCUCGAGGAACUCGGACCCGGAUUCUACUCUUCGUCGUACCAUCUUGAGGAGGGACGUCAGGCGUUUGGUGGUGUUACUUCCUUUGGAGGAGCAGGACAUCCAGAACUGAUGGAUUGGCAUAGGAGCCUUGGGACAUUCAUGGACAAAUGCGACCUUCCCAACGUUCCUUGGGGAAGCUCGAGUGGGAGGUGUUGCACUGCUCUCACCACCCCUUAAUGAGAUCCAGGUGUGUGAGCAGGUGAGGACAAUGCCCAAUCAGGCAGGCUCUACAGCCACACUGUUUAAAAAGGUGGCAGUGUGCUGUGUGGAAAUGAGCCCUGAGCACACUGCUUCCCUGAUGACAGCCGGUUUUUCACCUGACUGCCUGACUGCCUGCUGCCACUGCUGUGUUUGCUGCUGCACAACCACUGAUGCCGUGUCAAUGUGGAAAUAAAUGUGGAAAAAGCGAAGAAGGCUGAGUGAAUUCCUUCAACAAUCAGGGAACUGGGGCUACUCAAGUCUAGCGACUCAGGGUUUUGGAAAAGGACUUGA